AUGAUGGCCACGAGCAGCGGUGUGAUGAAGAGCUUGUCUCUGUGGAUUAUUUUCCUCCUCGGCUCCGGUGUCUGCGCCAGGAAGCAACGAGAUGAUACUGAUGAUGAUGAGUCCUGGUCGGAGAGUGUUUCCAGGGCGAGGUGCGCGUCUCGGUGCCUCAGUCUGCACAGUAUAGCUGCGCUCUCCUCACCGAUGCAGAAUAAUGGAUCCUUGGGCUGGUGUCAUAAUCAUAAACAGUGCGCAAAGUGCUUAGAGCCCUGCAAAGAUUCCUGGGUGAUGAAGAAGAAAAGCAAUUGCAGAGAGCUGUGUGAGCGGGUGUUUCCCAAGAAGCACUGGGAGUGCGUGACCAGCUGUGAGUUCCUUCAGUCAGUGUUGGCGGUGAAGCAGGGCAGCUGUCCACCUCCAGAGAAAGCCAGCGGCUUCGCGGCCGCCUGCGUGGAGAGCUGCGAUCACGACCGAGAAUGUUCAGCUCAGAAGAAAUGCUGCUCCAACGGCUGCGGACACACGUGUCAGUCUCCGAAAGACCUCUACAAGGGUGCUCCUCUGAAGCCGAGGAAGGAGCUAGGCUUUGAAGAACUCUCCUCUGGUCAGCUGGAGGUUCGUUGGUCCUCCCGCUUCAACAUCUCAGCCGAGCCCGUGGUCAACGUCCUGCAGAGGAGGUGGAACUUUGGCAUCCAGCCCAGCGAGGAUACCGCCACCUCCUGGCAGGUGGUUGCACAGACCACAGAGCAGGGAGCCAGGCUGACUGACAUCCGACCGGGCCGCUGGUACCAGUUCAGAGUGUCAGCUGUCAACACCCACGGGACCAGAGGUUUCACCACACCCAGCAGACACAUCCACUCCAGCAGAGACCCCUCCAGUCCCCCUGCUCCCACUGAGCUGAGGGUGACCAACAUGACCUUCGGCCCCGGCAGGACGGUGUCGGCCCAGCUUCAGUGGAGCAUGCUCGCUGACCUGGAUGUUCCUGUCCACCACUACAAGGUCAGCUGGAGCUGGACCGCAGUGGGACAGCCCUCUGCUUCAUCCCUGACCAAGAGGAGGAAGACUGUCAGAGAGAGCCAGGUGGAACUGGACAGCAUGAGGUCUAACAGGAACUACAGUGUGGAGGUCCAGGCUGUUUCCUACUGGGGACAAACUCAGCUGAAAGGACCGCGAGCAGUCCUUCACUUCAGCACCCAGCGUGCCUCCAGUCCUGCACCACGAAUCCCUUCAGGUGACAUACUGGAUGUGGGGACGCCAUUCUACCAGGAUGGACAGCUUCACGUUCAUGUUUACUGGCAGAGCAGCACAGAUCCUUCAGUUGAAUUCUACAGAAUCCAGUGGGGACCAGAGUACUGUGGACACAACCAGACCAGACCUGCAGAGAAGACAAUCACACAGGAGAGCUUCGUCAGCCUGCAGGGUUUGCUCUUCUCUUGUAAGUAUAAAGUCGUUCUGCAGCCGGUCAGUAAGAAGAGUCGUCCUCUGGCAGAAAGCACCAGCUUCUUCACUCCGUCCUGCGCUGCCAUCCAGGCCAAGAGUCCCAAACCCAUCACCUGCACUGGAGAAAGUGUGACCCAGCAGAAGGUCCUGGUGAAGGCAGCCAACCUGACAGCAUCAUUUGAGGUCAGAGGAGGCAAUGUGACAGCCAUCUUUAGCUGGGAUUUGUCCUCGUCCCCUCUGUACCAGCAGCUCACCGGCUAUCAGGUGACCUGGGCGGAGGUCAUCUCCACCACCCGCCACAACAACAACAAGCUGCCUCACAGCCUCAUCUCCCAGUCCCAGAUCUUACCUCCGGAUGGUAAUGUUCUGGUGGUGUCAGGUCUGCACCCUGCCAGUCUCUACAGGCUGGAGGUCCAGGCCAUCACAGCAGAAGGUGAAGGUCCUGCAACCAGCAGAUCAUUCCAGACUCCUGGAUACCAACGUAGCCUGAAGCACAGAAGCAAGCUGAGGAAGUAUCACCACGAACAGCCCAUCAUUGAGAGGCACUGA
Scomber scombrus (Atlantic mackerel) is the source of this 1971-nucleotide messenger RNA. RefSeq names its product anosmin 1a (gene anos1a). NCBI's taxonomy places the organism in Eukaryota, Metazoa, Chordata, Actinopteri, Scombriformes, Scombridae. The record is from RefSeq and is a predicted model, not a curated record. Gene Ontology annotation, biological process: neuron differentiation. The coding region runs from base 1 to 1971 and encodes 656 amino acids. Gene Ontology annotation, cellular component: extracellular region; cell surface. The transcript has 14 exons. Gene Ontology annotation, molecular function: peptidase inhibitor activity; protein binding.